Molecule: messenger RNA, 2440 nt
Organism: Nymphaea colorata (pocket water lily)
Lineage: Eukaryota; Viridiplantae; Streptophyta; Magnoliopsida; Nymphaeales; Nymphaeaceae
Product: SNF1-related protein kinase catalytic subunit alpha KIN10
Exons: 12
Coding region: 202-1737 (511 amino acids)
Biological process (GO): intracellular signal transduction; protein phosphorylation
Molecular function (GO): protein serine/threonine kinase activity; protein binding; ATP binding
Source: RefSeq, a predicted model, not a curated record
UCCACCACUUCGCACCCACAUCGACCGGACCCUCCUCCCGACCUCUUCCCAUUCCUUUGCCAUCAACGGCCGGCCGGCGAAACUUUCUUCAGCGGCGAACGCAAUCCGGCAGAUCCGGGUUUGGUCGGAGGUGGGCAUUCGGAGGGUGUCGACGAGUUUGGGGCGAGCGACAGCGAGGAUUAAGUAUUGCUGUACAUUUAGAUGGAAGGAGCAACUGGCAGAGCAGGUAGUGAAGUGUUCCUGUCAAACUACAAGCUUGGGAAGACACUUGGAAUUGGUUCAUUUGGUAAAGUGAAAAUAGCAGAGCAUGUUUUGACAGGGCACAAGGUCGCUAUAAAAAUUCUCAACCGUCGAAAGAUAAAAAAUAUGGAAAUGGAGGAGAAAGUGAGAAGGGAAAUUAAAAUUCUACGGCUGUUCAUGCACCCUCAUAUCAUACGCCUUUAUGAAGUUAUAGAGACACAGUCAGAUAUCUUUGUUGUUAUGGAGUAUGUGAAGUCUGGUGAGCUGUUUGAUUAUAUUGUGGAGAAAGGUAGACUGCAAGAGGAUGAAGGUCGUGCAUUCUUUCAGCAGAUUAUUUCUGGUGUGGAGUACUGCCACAGAAACAUGGUGGUUCACAGAGACCUUAAGCCUGAAAAUAUUCUCCUCGAUUCAAAAUGCAAUGUAAAAAUUGCUGACUUUGGCUUAAGCAAUAUUAUGCGAGACGGCCAUUUCCUGAAGACCAGCUGUGGCAGUCCAAAUUAUGCAGCUCCUGAGGUAAUAUCUGGAAAACUUUAUGCUGGACCAGAAGUAGAUGUUUGGAGCUGUGGUGUAAUAUUGUAUGCCCUGCUCUGUGGGUCCCUUCCCUUUGAUGAUGAAAACAUCCCAAACCUUUUCAAGAAAAUAAAAGGUGGGAUAUAUACAUUGCCGAGCCAUUUGUCAGUUGGUGCGAGGGACUUGAUUCCAAGGAUGCUUGUUGUUGAUCCAAUGAAACGGAUAACAAUUCCUGAGAUUCGUCAACAUCCAUGGUUCCAAGCUCACCUUCCACGCUAUUUGGCUGUUCCACCACCAGAUACAUUGCAACAGGCAAAGAAGAUUGAUGAUGACAUCUUGCAAGAGGUGGUUAACAUGGGUUUUGACAGGAGCCAGUUGAUUGAAUCUCUCCGCAAUAGAGCACAAAAUGAGGCAACUGUUGCAUACUAUUUGUUAUUGGAUAAUCGAUUCCGUGUAUCAAGUGGGUACCUGGGAGCAGAGUUCCGGGAAACAAUGGAAUGUGGAUAUGCUCGCAUGCACCCGGAUGCUGGUGCUAUAAGUGCUGGUCAUCGCUCACCUGGAUACAUGGACCACCAUCAGGGUGGUUUGAGGUCUCAAUUCUCUCCUGAGAGGAAGUGGGCUCUUGGCCUUCAGUCCCGGGCACAUCCGCGUGAGAUAAUGACAGAAGUCCUAAAGGCUUUACAAGAGUUGAAUGUUGGUUGGAAAAAGAUUGGGCACUAUAACAUGAAAUGUAGGUGGUCUCCUGGCUAUCCUAGCCAGCCUGAAAACAUACUUAACCCUCACCACAUCAGCAAUAUCUACAGUAAUGGCCCAAUAAUUGAAAGUGAUGCAGUUGACGCUGCUGCAGUAAAUGUGGUGAAGUUUGAAUUGCAGCUUUUUAAGACCCGCGAAGAGAAGUAUCUCCUUGAUCUGCAGAGAGUGCAUGGUCCUCAUUUCGCAUUCCUUGAUCUCUGUGCUGCCUUUCUGGCGCAGCUUCGUGUCCUAUGACUUUACUAUCUGACUUUUCGACUUGUAUCCAUCACUCAAGCUUCAUAUGUAUAUAUUGUUCUCCCUUUCUUUUUCAUUGCGGUUUAACAAUCUGGUCCGUCGGCCCAAAUGCAAGGCCAGGAAUAUUUUGCUAGGAUGGCCUUUUAGCGGUCGCUCUGAUGUGGCUGGUUCGAAGAUAUUUUCUUGUUACUGCCCGCCCAUUGGUGCUGUAGUGAGCCAGAUUUGAUCUAAUGAUUGAUGAAGAAAUGCUCUUGCUUCAUUGCUGCUGUAGUGAGCCAGAUUUGAUCUAGUGGUUGAUGGAGAAAUGCCAUUGCUUCACCAGUGCUUCUUAUGCCUUUCUGUGUGUGAGUUGUCUUAUUGUCUAGUCGUCUAACCAGACAAGGCAAGAAUCCAAGGGUCUACUACAAAGUCAUAGUUGUCUAACCAGACAAGGCAAGAAUCCAAGGAUCUACUACAAAGUCUUAGUUGUCACGUUGGAUGUGUUGCUGCUGAGCUUCAGCCUGAUGAAGUUGUGCAUGGUAAUGCCAGAUGAAGAUGUCAUUUUGUUUUUCUUUUUGACUCUAAGAAACUGCACGUGGGUUUACACGAUUGCCCGCCGGUGUAAAAUUGAGAAGCUUGUACUUUCACCCCAGGGUUCAUGCCUGUACUGGCUUACGCUGGGAGGUAACAUUUAGUUGAAUGGUUCAGAACUUUUUUCAUUGAA